AUGGCCACGGCGCAGACGGCGCAGCCUUACCAUACACAGAGAUCUGGUCAGGCAAAUGGGAGCUCCUCGACACUGGAGCACACGCGAAGGACAUCGCUGGCCUCCAUUAUUCCCUCUUCACGCUCCGCAUCUCAAAUGUCGCAUCACUCCUCGAGACCAUCGCGGUCGCCCAUACCGCCGGUCGUCUUCGCGGAAGGCAUGACCUCCGAACCCGACCGAACCUCGGAUCCAAGUUCCAAGUCCAAGACGCCUUCGACGGGCACGGGCAUCUCGUCGCAGCAUUCCUCGCUCUCAGGCAGCAGCAUGGUGCACAUGCCACGCUAUAAUUCGGAAAAGCACUCUCGGCGCAAGUUAAAAUCACAAUACCCACGCGGGUCGACGGAGAACCAUGUCGAGUAUAUCUUGGUUGCGUCCUUUGAUAUUGACCGGGGGCCGGUCAUGGAGCACCAGUACCCAGUGGCUAUAACGGGCGAUGAACACAUGUUGGCAGAGCUUAUGUUGCCCGACCAGGCGCACAUGAGGAACCAGGAUUGGACAAUAUUUUUCCUGCACAAGGACACAAGCCAAGAGGAGGAAGAUCAAGAGAAGCGCGCAAAAGAAGAGAGGAGACGAAGGCGGCAGAGGAGGAGGGACAGAGCUGCGGGCAUCAUCCCUGAGGGGGCUGGGGACGACGGCGAAGACAGUGAGGGGGACGACGAUGACGACGACCUUGACGACGACGAUGAGUCUACAGACAACGAGGCCGAGGGUGGCGAGGGACCGCCCUUGGUUUAUGUUUUGAACCUGGUCAACACGAAACAGGACAAGACGGUGAAAAGAGGAGCAAUAGUGAAGGCAAUGGCCAUCUGCACGAGACAUCCUUUCCUUCACAUUUACAAGCCCCUCUUAUUAUUAGCUUUGGAAGAGUACUUCAAGUCACCGGUGCCGGAAACGCUGGCUAUGCUCUACGAUGCGGUCAACGCCAUGGACCUUUCCCUGAUGCCCAGGUUGAGCUAUCUGGAAAGACAGCUCUUGCAAUCAAGUGAAAACAAGGAUCUCUUUGUUGAGAAAUUUGAGAAGAUGGUGCAGAUGAGGAUAGAAGAGAAUAAGGACACGGGAGGAGCCGGCAGGGCAGAGCAGUCUGUGGAUAGCAGUCGUGACGCGCUGAAACGACCGCAGAUAUCUCGCGCUGGGACGAAGGCCCAUCUCGAAGGAACGGGCCAGUACUCUGUGCCCAGGGACACGCACGAGUUCGAGACCAAGGUCAUGUACAAGGGCAUACCGAUACCGAUCAAGGUGCCUGUGGCUGUCAUGCCCGAGUCUGUGGGCGACUUCUCCCUCAUCAAGCUCAUCCAAAACUUCUCAGACCCGCACACCAAGCAACCACAACCAUUUCCGCCACACGCACACCUGACCACCAACGGCCCAUCUACCCACCCGAUCAUCGUUCUCGCCAACGCACUCCUGACGCAGAAGAGAGUCAUCUUCCUUGGCCACAACAUGCCCUCUGGCGAAGUUGCUGAAGCUGUCCUGGGCGCAUGUGCCUUGGCAUCCGGCGGCGUGCUCAAGGGCUUCACGCGAUAUGCCUUCCCGUACACGGACCUGACCAAAAUCGAUGACCUCCUCAAAGUACCUGGAUUUAUUGCUGGCGUCACGAACCCAACGUUCGAGAUGCACCCCGAGUGGUGGGAUGUGCUCUGCGACCUGCCGUCUGGACGUGUGAAGAUCAGCAGCAAGGUCGAGCCCGCACCUAUCACCGAAGGGCAGAUGUAUUUCCAACAGCAAAGCCCAGGGCAAGCGUCUCUCGUCAACGUGCCCCUCUCGACAUCCUCAUCCGCUCCGGAUCUGACAGGCGACCAGGCCUUUAUCGGAGACGUCUUGAAGAGCAUUGCCGCUCGUCACGGCGAGCGAGUGGUACGGGCCAAAUGGCGAGACUGGGUUGCCAAGUUUACCCGUGUGGCGGCCGCGUUUGAGGAGAGUGUGUAUGGCGCAAGCGCUCUGUACAUUGGAGGCGAUGACGGCGUAGAAGAAACCCCUGGAACCGGGCCGACCAAGUUCGGGACGAACGGGAUCCUGAGCGGGCACGGGUAUGUCUGGCCGGAUGAGCUAUCGAAGCAGAAGGAGCUGGCUGGCAACGUGACGAGGAUAGAAGGCUGGAGAAACACUAGGAGUUAUUACAGCUUCAUCCAGGACAUGGCCAAGCUCUACACCAUCCGCCCACUCAAGGGUCUGGACCUGCACCACCUGCACGAUCGUCUCCGUAUGCAGCGCAUGACAGCCUCGCAGACGCGUGAGAUCUACCUCUCCUUCUCGCGGUUUGUCAACAGCUACGACGAAAUCUGCCUCUUCCUGUCGGUGGCACCCGAGUCCCACGCGGGGCUCUUUUACCUAGCCCUGGGCCUCUUUCACAAGGACAGGGAGGUGCGGAUCAAGACAGCGGAGCUGCUGGACCGCAUUGGCGAACAUGAGGCGGGCCAGCACUGGUGGAGAGGCAUGUCGCGGUUCGAGAAGCUGGCAUAUAUGCGUAUCAAGAGGGAAGCAGACGCCGAGGCAAAGACUAAAUCGAACGGAGAGGUGCUUGUUCCUGAGGAGAGGAGAGCCAGCUGA
This is a messenger RNA of Cryphonectria parasitica EP155, 2586 nucleotides long. Its product is annotated as spindle pole body interacting protein. The record is from RefSeq and is a predicted model, not a curated record. Gene Ontology annotation, cellular component: plasma membrane. The coding region runs from base 1 to 2586 and encodes 861 amino acids. Gene Ontology annotation, biological process: actin cortical patch localization. The transcript is spliced from 3 exons. Lineage: Eukaryota; Fungi; Ascomycota; Sordariomycetes; Diaporthales; Cryphonectriaceae.